AUGUCGAGGCGACCACGCCCAUCACAAGGCUACUACGCCGAGGGGACCCUCCCGUAUAACACGACGUCGAGCGGCGCGCGUCUUGCAAUCGCCACCGUCACCGCAGCGGCACUCAUGCUCGCCCGUGUCCCCCUCGGGGCCGUCAUGCUCGCUCUCCUCGCAGUGGACGCGUACUGCGUCUCGCAACUUUCCUCCGCAGCGCCCGGCGGUACCGACGAGGCCAAGAUCCUCCUCCGUGCCCGCUGGCCUGCCGUCACCACUCUUGCACUCGGCACAUUCCACCUCGCGCGCGUCGUGUCACGCCGCGUCACACUGGCACACGCGCUCGCGAUCGGCGUUACCCUCGCGGCGCUGUCGCUCGCGAUCAUGAUCAUGGCGCGUAUGCCGGCGACUUCGGGGGCUGUGGUUGACGCGAACUUAUUCGCAUUCGCGCCCAAGCCGCCCGCGUUACUGCAGUUGAGAGACGGCGGACCCGUCGGUGCGAGCGGCGUCCUCUGGCUCCGCAGCGCUGGUAUCGCCGACGCGUCAUGGCACGUCGGGGGGCCGAUCCCUUCGUACGAGAGAGUUUGGGCCAAGUAG
Vanrija pseudolonga is the source of this 579-nucleotide messenger RNA. RefSeq lists its product as uncharacterized. The record is from RefSeq and is a predicted model, not a curated record. The transcript has 5 exons. Lineage: Eukaryota; Fungi; Basidiomycota; Tremellomycetes; Trichosporonales; Trichosporonaceae. The coding region runs from base 1 to 579 and encodes 192 amino acids.